Messenger RNA from Phytomonas sp. EM1, 1083 nucleotides. NCBI's taxonomy places the organism in Eukaryota, Euglenozoa, Kinetoplastea, Trypanosomatida, Trypanosomatidae. The record is from the annotation of a GenBank genome assembly.
AUGGAGCUGUUGAAAAGCGUCAGCCUGCCGGCGGAGCAGCACGCCGCGGAGCUCCGCGCGAUGGCCACGACGCGACCCCCUUCUUCUUCGUCUUUGUCUUCGGUUUCGGUUUCGGUUUCGGCUACGACGGGUGAAGCUACGAACGCGCGAGCGGGGGAGGGACGAAGCGGACGCGCGAACCCGCCGGAGGGCGUCCGGGAAACCGCGUUGACGACGCGCGGUGGCCCCUUGCCGCCCUGUGCGGUGCGGUUUCGCUAUCAUCUCAAACCGAUUCGCAUCCUGGCAGGGGCGGGAGGGCGGGUGAGUGGGGUGCUUUUCGAGCGCACCGACGCCGAUGUGUCGGAUCCGGACGCGCGUUACGUCGUGGUGCCCUGCGAUCUCGUUUUGACCUCGGUAGGGUACCUCGCGGAGGGCUUCCCGGGGGUUCCGUUCGACCCCAAAAUGGGCGUCAUCCCGAAUGAAAACGGCCGGGUGCGCGGGAUGCCGCGGGUUUACUGCAGUGGAUGGGUGAAGACGGGGCCGAAGGGGGUGAUUUUGCACACCAUCGCGGACGCGCAGGAAACGGCCGCCGCGGUGAUGGAAGACCUCCAGGCGAAUCGCCUCCCCACCGUCGGCAUCGACGACGACGACGACGACAACAACAACAACAACAAAAAUGGGGAGAACCCAAGCGAAACGCUCUCGCCCGCGGCGGAAUCCACCCCCUCCACCACCACGAUGUUCGGCAAAUACGGCCUUAUCGAUUACUUUGUGGAAAAGCAGAUGGAGCCCGUCUCCAUCGCGGGGGUGGAGCGCAUCCUGCACGUCGAGAAGGAGCGCGGGGUGGAUCUCGGAAAGCUCGCGGAGAAGGUGGAUAACGUGCGUGAUAUGCUCGACAUCGCGCACGGAGGGGAGAUUGGGAGCACCGCGAACGAUCGCGUUCGCGGCAUCGCGCCCGCGCGCCCGGAGCCGCUUUUAUAUCUCAAAGAGCUCCUCGACGAUCACACCGAUCUCGCGCCGCUUGCAAAGACGCUCGCAAGGGAGGUGCCCGGGAAGAUGGCGGAGGGGCAUCACCCCGGCCGUAUCUCACCCUUUCAGUUGUGA